AUGAGCACCCCAGCAGUGCCCCGGGAGCUACAACUGCCCCCGAGCCAGCGGGCCCAGCCCGAGUUCAGAGAACAAAGAAGACAGAAACUCAAGGAACAUAUGUUAAAAAGAAAAACGUUUUUUGCAUACAAGGAGGAAAAUCACAUAUCCAGUAGUAGAGACCAGAAAGUGAUGACCUCUGAGGGCCAGGUCCAUGAAGAGACAAAAGUUCUGAAAUUUAAAACAAAAAUGGCUGGUAAAGAAAAUGUCAGUAGACCUCCCGGGAGCAAAAAUAAUAUAACAAUGGAAAAAAAUUGUAUUCCUUUAAGGCCUUCUAAUGAACUAACCAAUUCAACUAUAGCAAUUGAUACACCUAAUUCUGAGGAUAAUAAUCAAACUGGGCAGUUGGUACCAAUUAAAGGUGACCCUCCAGGUCAACACAUGACAUUAAGCCAAGUGUUUCAUCUUAAAAACAACAAUAAAAAGAAACAAAUAAUGACAGAAAAACCAAAGCAAGAUGCUAACAUGUCCAAGAAGCUUGUGCUUGGAUCUUACCGUGGCCAAAUUGUUCAGUCUAAGAUUAAUUCAUUUAGAAGAAAGCCUCUACAAAUCAGAGAUGAGAGUUCUGCAGCAAUAAAGAAACUUUCGACUACAGUCCCUAAAGCUACAGAGCCUCUGCGCACAAACAGCAGCAGUGUGACAGCGAAAAGCGAUAGAGCUUCUAACGUGACGACUACCACUAAACUUGUGAGCACUACAAUUCAGAACAGACAGCUUCUGCGACCUCCUAUUAGAAGUCACCGCGACAAUGCUCAGGACGCUGUGAGACCAGGCAUCAGUAGAAGCUCGGCCAAUGUUACGAUGCGGAAAGGACCUCGAGAGAAAGAGUUAGUGCAAUUAAACACAGUUUCAUCUAGUGCCAAAACCGGUUCUCAGGAUAUAGAAAGAAAGAAGACACUAACAAGAAGCGUGAAGUCUGAAAUUGUAGCCAGGCCUGUUUCGUCUUCUAACACCAAACUGAUAGAAAAGUCGAAAAACGUUGACCCUCGCAGACAUACAAUAGCAAAAGCAACUAUUGAUAGAUCAGCGCAGCCCAAAGAAACAGCAGAAGAGAGAAAAGCUCGUCUGAGUGAGUGGAAAGCUGGCAAAAGGAAAGUCCUGAAAAGGCCUCCUAGCUCAGGAGUUACCCAGCCUGAGCCUGAAGGGCAACACGAAAACCCAGUUGGGUCCUUUUGGACUACCAUGGUAGAAGAAGAUGAACAAAGAUUAUUUACCGAAAAAGUGAACAAGACAUUUUCUGAAUGCCUAAACCUGAUUAGUGAGGGAUGCCCAAAAGAAGAAAUAUUGGUCAUACUGAAUGACCUGAUUAAAAAUAUUCCGGAUGCCAAAAAGCUUGUUAAAUAUUGGAUAUGCCUUGCACGUAUUGAACCACUCACAAGUCCUAUUGAAAACAUUAUCACAAUCUAUGAGAAAGCCAUUCUGGCGGGCGCUCAGCCUAUUGAAGAGAUGCGACAUACCAUUGCAGAUAUUCUGACAAUGAAGAGUCAAGAAAAAGUUAAAUAUGGAGAAAAUGUUGAGGAGGCUUGUGCAACCAAGGAAUACAUCCAUGAAGUCAGCACUGAAGAUAGAGGGGUUAAUCUAGAGUCAGGAAAACCAGAAAUGGAAAAGAAAACUAGAAAUGUGGUAUUCCAAGAUGAUGAAAAAGAGGAAGAUGACAAAACAAACGAUUCAACCAAUGAUGUUAAAACCCCCAGUACAGAAACCAGGGGGAGUUGCUUAAUUAAAUAUAAUGUGUCUACUACACCAUACCUACAAAGUGUAAAAAAGAAGAUACAGUUUGACAAUACAGAUUCUACAUUUAAAGAGCUAAAGUUUCUAACACCAGUGAGACGUUCUCGACGUAUUCAAGAGAAGACUUCUAAAUUGCCAGAUAUGUUAAAAGACCAUUAUCCUUGUGUGUCUUCAUUGGAACAAUUAACAGAGUUGGGAAGCAACGUGGAUGAACAACUUUUAAAACGCGCCCUUAGUAGGCCCGGCUACUCCGAUAACAGCGCCUCCCGCCCAACCCGGGGACCUUCCAUCACUGGCAACCCGAGAGACGACCUGCUGGGCCCGCCCAGCGGAAACGCGCGGACGCAGAAGCCGGCUCGGGUCGCCGGGGAAGCUGGUAAGCGGUGCUGCCGCCAGGCACGGAGACUCUGGAAGAAUGAGCGCGACCGCAGUGGCGGCCUGGGGCCCCUGGAGCGGGCGAUGCCCUCGCGCGGCGGGGGCGAGCGGGAGACCGGCUCUCGGCGCUCGAGGAUCCACACCCCAGCUCCGCCCCGGGCCUGGGCCGCUCGCCCGCAGGUCCCCUCCCCCCUCUCCCUCGCAGCCUUGGGUCCUUUGAGCGCCCGGCGCCGCGCAGGUGCACCGCAGGUGCAGGUGGAGGACUGCGAGGUGGCACGGAUUCUCCCGGAGGAAGGAUUUGGGCGCGGCUGGCCUCCCGCAUGGUGCGGUCACCGCACGCGACCCCUUCUAAACUUGAACGCCAAGGUUUUGCACCCGUGCUCCCAUUUCUGGCCAUUUGCAAAUCACUUUUACUAG
Puma concolor (puma) is the source of this 2562-nucleotide messenger RNA. It is a transcript of the gene CKAP2, whose product is annotated as cytoskeleton associated protein 2. Gene Ontology annotation, cellular component: microtubule cytoskeleton. Gene Ontology annotation, biological process: negative regulation of microtubule depolymerization. The record is from RefSeq and is a predicted model, not a curated record. Lineage: Eukaryota; Metazoa; Chordata; Mammalia; Carnivora; Felidae.